AACAAAAAAGACAGGACAACUCACAGCGGCGAACACGACAAACGCAAGACACGAAAAACGGUCCCGAUCAAGCUGGGCUGCCGCCCGGGUACUAGCAAAAGUGCAACCAGCAAACAACGACAAGCGAGCGAUACGGUUCGCAACGGUCAGCGCGGAAACAAAACUUCAAGCGAACGCGCGCUCGUCUCUGUGUGUGUGUGUCUCUCUGUGCAUAAAGUGAAACAUUUGAGCUGGUGUGAUAUAAUAAGCGAACGGUUUUAAUAGUGUACGAGUGUCUUGAGUGUUUGCCCAGCUCUGGGGUUACGAUAUUUUUACAGUUACGUGGAUUUUCUCGACAUUUCCCUACACAUACACACAAACACGCGAAACAACCAACCGUGUACCGUGUGAUCGUGUGAUUUUUUAUGUGCUGAGAAACUGGUCGUGGUGACCGUGGUGAGAACAAUUAAAAAAGCCCCUUUUCAAGGUGGGAAGCAAUCUUUUUCCCCUCCGCCACAUCGGAACGAAAAGUGUACUAGUGGAAAAAGUGGAAAAGACUCACAACAUCCCUUAAGUGACCACAGCAGCCACAAUGAGUCCAAAACCGCACGACUUUAUGGUAACGCUCAGGCGCGCAUCGCCACAGGUCCCGUGGGGCAUUCGGCUCGUCGGUGGUACCGAUCUGAACGCACCACUUAUCAUCACACGGGUACAGGUCAACACUCCAGCCCAGCCGGAGCUGCUACGUGGUGAUGUGAUUACCAAAAUCGACCAGUACGAUGCGCGGGACCUUACGCACAUCGAUGCGCAGAACCUGUUCCGUAAUGCUGGCAACCAGAUCAAGGUAACUGUGCGCCGCGAUGACAAGGUAGCACUGCACCAGAGUGCCCAUCCGAUCAAUGGCAAUCCGGUGGCACCGUUAACGCCGGCCACCUUUGCGCAACCUUACCAACCGUACGCGGAACCGGUACAGCCGGCCAAACCACAGCUACAUCAGAAUUUCCCACCACCGGAUCCUUCCCAGUUCUUGCCGAGCGUUGCCUCGUCUUUGCCACAUGGUCCGCAGUCGUAUGCGGCCGCACUGGAGCGUCCAGUUGAAACGUUGCCGCACACCGUGUUUCCCGGAGUGGAUGAAACUGGAGCGUACCAUCUGCCCAAGCAGCCGUACCCACCACCGACGCCGACCGGUCUGAACGAUGCCAACGAAGCGAUCACUAAUCAGCCGUACCGUACCACGCCACUUGUCCUGCCCGGUGCGAAAGUACCGAAGAAGGAUACGCUCCCGACAGAGUCGUACCUUAGACACCACCCGAACCCGGCCAUGCGUGCCCCGCCAGCACAUGACUACACAGACACACUGAUGAAACAGAAGCUCGCUGAAACUGUGAUUCAUCGAGUGAUUGGCGAAGAGCCACCGACCGGUCCGAAGGUCGUUCACAAGCAGUUCAACUCACCGAUCGGACUGUACUCGGAUAGCAACAUUGAAAACACGAUCAGACAGAGCGCUCCACAGCAGCAGACACAAACCGUUCCAUCGAACGGAUACACCAAUCGCCAUCGGCCAACGAAAAUUGAAGGCUACAAGAAAACCGUCGUGUUUGACCCAUGCAAAAGCGAAACGUACCGUGCGCUGCAGGAAGGAACUGGCGAAGGUUUGCAGGAGGUACCGAAUCCGAUUCAGCCGAAAACCUUCGCCCCGAACCGUUUAGUGCCUGGAAAGAAGCCUAACGCCAAUCAUCCUGCACCCCAGCCAGAGUUCGCGUACCGGGUCAACUCGAUGGGUGAACCGAACGAAAAGAUCCACCAGAGUGGAUCCUUCAAACGUUUGAUGCUACACGUUAUGAGCGAAAUGGACUAAGCGUCCGUCAUCUUGCCAUUUAAGAGCUCAUCAAUUGUUGCGCCCAGCAAUUUUUCUUACUUGACACACACACCCAUACAAACAAACAAAAAAAACACAUACCCAUGUAGAUUGUUCAUCGAAGCGACAGUAUAAUCGGCUUCAAAACGAAUCCCAUACCGUAGAGGUCCAUCAUUUUAAUUCAUAGAAUGCACUCGAUCGUAAAGAUCCUCAUUAGGGAUCAGAAUUUGUUAAACAACAACCACAACAAAAAUAUCUAUCGAUUUUCGUUGUAUCUCUCAGCCCCACACAUACACGCACACACGAAAUUGUUCGAAAUAUAUUUUAGACCUUAAUCAACCCGCGGGCACCCCCUUGCCGAAAUGUGAAACUGCGUGAAUGUUUUGUAAAUAAGCAAAUGCUUCCACCCUGCCCAUUGCCCGCAUUGGAAUCAGAUUCCGUUGGGGUUUCUUUGCCCUUUUUUUUGAUUCUCUAACCGCCACAUGUUGAUUAGUUCCUUCCCGUUUUUCCUCCCUAUUGAGCUCACCCCCUCUCCUCCCCUUCCCUCAGUGUCGUGAAUCGCCCAUCGUGUGUUUUGCUGUAAGCACAUUUGCAUAUUUAAUUAUUUAUCUAUAUCAACGUAUAUUUACGCGAUUGUAUAUUCUACACUGAUCUUUUUACCGAUUACCGCAAGGCUCACUGAAAAAUUUGAGCAAAUCAAGCGAAGCGAGUGUAUGUUCUAGUCAAAAGCUGAUCGUUGUUCGUUUGUAGCGGGAUCCAACCCACCGUGGCAUUCGGGUCCGCCGCGUAACGCUCAGAAGAAGUAGUUAUCGUUUUUAAUCAACAUUACAUAUAUCAACCGUUACUACAUUUACUCGCUGGUAAAAUGUUGUAUGAAAAAAAAAAACACAAUUUUUUGUAUUUAAUUUCGCGCUGAAGGUUUCCUUCCAAUAAUGGAGAUAAAACCUUUGCACCGUUGUACGUUUGUUUUGCUGGAAGGGAUGUGAAACACAUUUGAACUCAUCAGGAUGAUGGAAUUUAAGCGAGUACAUAUGCAAAUGCACACACAUACACGUACUCUGAACAAAAAAAGGAAGAUAGUUUAGCACGGCUUGAUACGAGAUAUAUCUAUUUAUUACAGUUUAUGUACACAGUGAUAUCACAUUACGAUGAACGAAAAUGCAGAAUAAAGAUGAACUUACUAUAAAAAUA
This is a messenger RNA of Anopheles funestus (African malaria mosquito), 3028 nucleotides long. It is a transcript of the gene Zasp66, whose product is annotated as PDZ and LIM domain protein 3. Bases 572 to 1837 code for a protein of 421 amino acids. Gene Ontology annotation, cellular component: Z disc; stress fiber; filamentous actin. Gene Ontology annotation, biological process: actin cytoskeleton organization; muscle structure development. The record is from RefSeq and is a predicted model, not a curated record. Gene Ontology annotation, molecular function: muscle alpha-actinin binding; actin binding. The transcript has 10 exons. NCBI's taxonomy places the organism in Eukaryota, Metazoa, Arthropoda, Insecta, Diptera, Culicidae.